Molecule: messenger RNA, 1368 nt
Organism: Cylindrotheca closterium
Lineage: Eukaryota; Bacillariophyta; Bacillariophyceae; Bacillariales; Bacillariaceae
Source: the annotation of a GenBank genome assembly
AUGUUGUUAUUGAUCCCGCACUUCUCUUCAAAUCCCAACUUUGACCUUGAAAAGAAGAAUGAAGAUAAGGCUGCAACCACAAAUGGGCAAGAAGAAAAGCAUUGUGACACUGACAGCUCGUCGCCUGACGUGUCGCAACAAAACACUCACGAUAGUUCACCAGAAAGCGACCAGAAGACGACAAGCGCUUCAGCAUUGAAGGAUUUCGCCUCCACCGUACUGCCUUCAGUUGGUAUUACUCUUAAGACAUUGUUAAUCCCACGCAAGGAAAUUUCAAGCCCGUCAAGAUCAGCAACAGACGAGACUCAUUCCAAGCCAUCUCACGUCAAAGACUUGAAUUCUACCAGGUUUGAUAACAAGGAUCCCAGGAGCUACACUCCCCGGUAUAACUUUGAAGAUGAUAGCAUCUGGGACAACAGCAAUUCCGGGAGCUCCAGCAGUUCCGAUCGGCAAAGAACUGGAGAUUUCUUCCAUGGACAAUUGGAGCCGUCUGAUGUAACUACUGUUGAAACUGAUAGAGGUGUCGUUGAGAUCACAAAUGGCAUGAACCAGCUCACUCUUUCUCUAGACAUUGAUGGUACCAAUGCAGAUCCAAUAGAAAGGGCGACCGACCUACCACCGCUGGUGGAACUGUGGUAUGAUUUCCCUUCAGGCAACAUUCUUUUAUCUGUUGACGGCAUUGCCACACAUAAAAUUCCUUUGAAUGAAGUGCAACAGAUCGUCAUGGGGAGAUCUUGUUACCACGCUCGUUCGUUUCUUUUUGGCCGCAAUCUUGCCAAUUGUCAAGUAUCUCUUGCGCAUAGACCCAACGUCCCAAUCUCGCUGACAGGGAAUGCGCAGAUCCGUUCCAAGUGUUUCAAGGACUGUCUGAAAGCUGGUACUAGACCUGUCAAGUUCAUGCAAAUCAAGGGGCGAGAAGCUGAGAAAGCAAGAAGAAUACUCAGCAUGCGGUUUUUCAACUGGGACAAAAUGGUGACUCCUUGGCCUUAUGACCACAAGGGAAAGCCAACUGAGGAAUGGGAGCCUAUUAUUCCUUUCUUGGUGGUUUUGGACCCACUAAAGCCCUCAGGCCAAAACGGAGGUACACAAGUAUAUUGCAAUCGUCAACUUCGCGAGAAACGAAAAGUAGUGAUUGUUGUUGCAACUGAAAAGUUUCGACUAGCGAAAGCUGUGAUGAAAGAUUUAGUCAAAUAUGACUUUGAGUCUUCAGCACACUUUGAGGUCAAAACCGUAAGUACCGAAGCUGAUUUCAUGACAGCAAUGAACGGAGUUCGAAAGAAGGAGAAAGCAACAACUCCCCAAAAGCCCCCCUCUUCCGAGACAGAACGCCAGGUUGAUCUUUCGGCAACACCAGCUCUCACUCGAUGA